CGAGCGCCCGCCAUCAUUGUCCGUAGCGACCGCGCGGUGACCACAACCAGUUUUUAUUUGUUAAACAUAUCUUAGUGAACAAGUGUUACGAUGUUAGUGUUUCCGGCUUGGAGGUCGGAUUUACCCCGGGAUGGGUGCAGGGUGCCCAGGUGGAUGCCUGCUGAGAGAUUCGCGCCUUAUUUUGCGAGGCCUGUAGCUUUACCCCCUCAUCCACCACAGUUGAAAGAUGAGGAUUCGUCGGGAGGGUCGUCCCCCGAGAGGAAUUCGAGCGAGGUAGAUAACGCGGAGGGUGUCUGCCAGUGGCGCGGCUGCGGAGCCCACUUCCCCAGCGUGGCGCGUUUGUCCGCGCACGUCGCCCGCGCACAUGCGCUCGCGCACAGAGAUGGACUCUUCUAUUGCGGGUGGAAGGGGUGCACCAGACCACAAAGAGGAUUCAAUGCACGAUACAAAAUGCUGGUGCAUGUACGAACACACACCAAUGAACGUCCACACACCUGCAAUCAAUGCAACAAGAGCUUCUCCAGAGCUGAAAACCUGAAAAUCCAUUUGAGAUCACACUCUGGAGAGAAACCCUACGUAUGUCCUUAUGAGGGCUGUGGUAAAGCGUAUUCAAAUUCAAGUGACCGGUUCAAGCACACAAGAACCCACGCAGUUGAGAAGCCGUACUGUUGCAAGGUCCCCGGCUGCAACAAGCGCUACACAGAUCCGUCCAGUUUGAGGAAGCACGUCAAAACCUACAAACAUUACACCACAGAGCAGAUCGCAAGGCGGGAGUCAUCAGACGAAGUGUACAGCCCUGACGCAUUCUCACCUCCGAAGGAAAAUAGUUCUUCGUACACGGUUAUAGAGCCCACAUCACCUCUACACGCAAGCAGAGCGUACAACCCGCCUAUUAGCUCUCUGUCACCGACGUACGCGCCGAUGCUCUCUGAAACCUCCGUCCCUACAACAAUGUCCUACGCACCCAUGGUUGAUCAAGUGACGUAUCUGAGGCCACUUGAACCCAUGUACCCAGUGAGGAUCCCAACAAACGAAAUGUCUUAUAUGGAGUAUACGCAAAUGUAUGAGCAUGCGUACAGAAACUAUUAUUCAAGUACGCUCAGCUACCCAACAUUGCGACCAAGUAUUAGUGAAAAGGUGUUCACGUACGAGGAACAACCUCGGCUGGAAGAAGUUUCACCCAAACGAGUGGAGAGCACACCUGUGUACAGUUCAAUGGACGAAGAGAUGCCGCUCAACCUCAUUUGCUCAAAGCGACUAGAAUGCAAACCUAUUGAACAGCUAGUCAGACGCACAGACUUACCUUUAGAUUUAAGUACUAAAAGUUAAUAUUUUUAUUAAUAAACUAUACAUUAACACUU
Helicoverpa zea (corn earworm) is the source of this 1361-nucleotide messenger RNA. RefSeq names its product zinc finger protein GLIS2-like. Gene Ontology annotation, biological process: regulation of transcription by RNA polymerase II; smoothened signaling pathway. Gene Ontology annotation, cellular component: nucleus. Lineage: Eukaryota; Metazoa; Arthropoda; Insecta; Lepidoptera; Noctuidae. Gene Ontology annotation, molecular function: DNA-binding transcription factor activity, RNA polymerase II-specific; RNA polymerase II cis-regulatory region sequence-specific DNA binding. Bases 91 to 1329 code for a protein of 412 amino acids. The transcript has 4 exons. The record is from RefSeq and is a predicted model, not a curated record.